Messenger RNA from Aspergillus niger, 1337 nucleotides. RefSeq lists its product as uncharacterized. Gene Ontology annotation, molecular function: protein binding. The transcript has a single exon. The record is from RefSeq and is a predicted model, not a curated record. The annotation marks the transcript as partial. Lineage: Eukaryota; Fungi; Ascomycota; Eurotiomycetes; Eurotiales; Aspergillaceae.
AUGACGCCACUGCAACUGGCAUCAUCGAAUGGCCACAAACAUGUUGCAAAGAUUCUGGAGAACCGACAUUGUGGCCCCGAGAAAGAAGAAACCUCAACUUCCGAAGCUGAAUUGGUGUACGCAGCUCGGAUUGGUGAUCAACGUUUGGUUGAAGCGCUUUUGUGCCAAGGAGUCUCGGCAAAUUGCCAGCAGGAUAGGCGUACACCUUUGCAGUUGGCAGCUAUUGGCGGGCAUCUGGCUGUCGGGAAAGCUCUGCUAGAAAAUGGAGCCGAUCCAAACAUGACUGACUGGCACGGACGGACUCCUUUGCAUCAUGCAGUCCUAAGUGGGAAAGAAGAGGUCGUGAAGCUACUCCUGGACUAUGGUGUAGACCUGAAUCUCAAAGACAGAAAUGGUGACACUGCUUUGAUAUGCGCAGUCACUGUAAGACGUGACCCGAUAGUUCGCCUCCUCUUGAGCUACAAACCUCAGCUUGAUUCUCAGGACAGCUAUGGUAACACGGCUUUGAUCGAGGCAGUUGCCUUUUGUUCCGAUGAGACGUUCGGUGAACUGUUACAAAGUGGCCCCGAUCUGAAUAUUCAGAAUAGAAAUGGUGUGACCGCCUUGAUUCGUGCAGCCCUUGACAGACAAGUAGAAAAGGCCCGUCUCUUGUUGGCAUCUGGGCCGCAGGUUAAUAUUGGCGACGUUACAGGCGCCACGGCUUUGAUUUAUGCAGCCCAAAAUGGGUGCUACGAGAUUGUUGAAGCACUAGUCCAGGGUGGAGCCCAUCUGGACAUUCAGGACAAUAGAGAUCAGACGGCUCUUCUGUGGGCUAUGCGAAGAGAUCACGAGCCGAUAACUACUUUACUUAUCCUAAGUGGUGUAGAUAUAGAGAUAACCGCAGAUAAACAGGGGGUUUUCCGCUGAUUUUAGCCGUUGAGGAAUCUUGGAGUCAUGUCAUUCGUCAACUGGUACUAAUGAAAGGCGCGGAUGUGAACCGCCAGGAUUCAGAUGGGAGAACAGCCCUAAUCUAUUCUUCUCAGCAUACCACAAGCAUCCCCUGCGUUCGUUCGCUUCUGGAAUGUGGCGCUAAGCUCAACAGUCAAGACAACAGAGGAUCUACUGCAUUAAUCUAUGCAGCUCUUUGGGGUCAGGAGGAGAAGGUCAAUUUGCUGCUAGAAAGCGGCGCUGAUUGGAAUGUGCGCGAUGACGAGGGACAGACGGCUUUGUUUUAUGCACGUCACAGUAAACAUGACAAUAUAAUACAGUCGUUACUGCGUUAUCAAACAGCUGAUGAGGCAUCCCAGUCUGACAAUGCCACAGUCUGCGAGGACCACGUGUUAUCUGGAAGCGAAUAA